Molecule: messenger RNA, 2385 nt
Organism: Syngnathus typhle (broad-nosed pipefish)
Lineage: Eukaryota; Metazoa; Chordata; Actinopteri; Syngnathiformes; Syngnathidae
Gene: irx3a
Product: iroquois homeobox 3a
Exons: 2
Coding region: 258-1529 (423 amino acids)
Biological process (GO): cell development; neuron differentiation; regulation of transcription by RNA polymerase II
Cellular component (GO): nucleus
Molecular function (GO): DNA-binding transcription factor activity, RNA polymerase II-specific; RNA polymerase II cis-regulatory region sequence-specific DNA binding
Source: RefSeq, a predicted model, not a curated record
AAAUGUCAAUCUGAGCAAGGGAGUCCCAAUAAUCUAAAGCAAUCUGUAAGGACCUGACCUUAGUCCAUCCAGAUCAAUAGAAGAAGCAGAAGAAGGGGUAGAGGAAGAGAGCGGACCAUUCGCACUGGAAAUACUCUUGCUUCCCUCCGCUCUCGCACCUUCCCCUCGGCCCCCAUGCGUUCCACACUCUAACAAACCAACAACAAAAAGUGGAUAUUCCUACUUGUCGAUCGCUCCUGUCUCCGCCGUCGGCCGCUAUGUCCUUCCCCCAACUGGGCUACCAGUACAUCCGGCCCGUGUACCCUCCGGAGCGCCAGGGCAUGGCCGGCAACGCCCGGAGCGCAGCCGCCGCCGCAGCAGCCGCCGCCGAGCUCAGUCCGUCGGGAGCGCUCUCCAACGUACUCUCCAUGUACGGAGCGCCGUUCGCCGCCGCGGCCGCGCAGGGCUACGGAGCCUUCCUGCCUUACUCCAAUGACAUCUCCAUAUUUAACCAGCUGGGGGCCCAGUACGAACUGAAGGACGGCCCUACGGUUCAGCACGCCGGCUUCGCCCACCACCACCCGGCUUUUUACCCGUAUGGCCAGUACCAGUUCGGCGACCCGUCCCGGCCCAAGAACGCCACGCGGGAGAGUACCAGUACCCUGAAGGCCUGGCUGAGCGAGCACCGCAAGAACCCGUACCCCACCAAAGGCGAGAAGAUCAUGCUGGCCAUCAUCACCAAGAUGACUCUGACCCAGGUCUCCACUUGGUUCGCUAACGCGCGCAGGAGGCUCAAGAAGGAAAACAAAAUGACGUGGGCGCCUCGGAACCGAACCGACGAGGAAGGCAAUGUCUACCCUAGCGAUCACGAGGGCGAUGAGGGCGACAAGCGGGAGGACGAGGAGGAGAUCGACUUGGAGAACAUCGACACGGAGAAUAUCGAAAGCAAGGACGACCUGGACGAGCAGGACGACCUGCAUUCGGAACUCAAAAUUGACGCGAGGAGCGACUCGGAGGGUUCGGACGGCUAUGAGGAUUUACCCGAGCAAAGAUUUCUCAAGGCUGGCCUGCACCACCAUCACCACCACCUCCAAAUUCACCACCGCGGCUCGUCUCCGCUGGAGAUCAAACCUGACGGGGACAAACUUAGUUCGGGUCCGGUCAGCUCCCCGCCCUCGGAGAACAGCCAAGCGCCGGCCCAGAAACCAAAGAUCUGGUCUCUGGCGGAGACAGCCGCAGCGCCGGACAAUCCGCGCAAGUCGCCACAAGUGACUCCCACGCCCCCUACGUCCCACCAGCAACACGGCCUCAUGGCCCCGCACAGACUCAUUGCGUCUUGUCCCGCCGUUGGGAAGAUCCAAUCGUGGACAAACCGAGCCUUCUCAGCGCAUCAGCUGGCCCUGUUCAACUCCAACCACUACUUGGGCCUGGCCAACCAGGCUGGAGGCGCGCUGGCACUGUACGGAAGCAACCGGCACACGGACGACAAGGGGGCCGGGCAAGCGGCCGGUGCGGACUCUGCGCUCACAGGUACCGGUCCACGACACUGAGAAACUCGCCUGUGUUUGUGCUUGCGUGUGUGCGUGACGCGCAAAAGACUCCAAAGGCCACUUCCACUCAUUUUCUUUCCACCUUUUACUGUCCUUUUUUUUUUUUUUUGCUUGGUGAUGGAUCCUUCUUUCUGUCGGCCACACACAAUGCGUGUAUGUGCGUGUGUUCGCGUGUAUGUGUGUGUGUGCGUGCGCGCUCGCGCGCGCUUGUAUGCAGACCAGAAAGCAUUUAAAAAUAAUAUUAAUAACGUCCCCAUUUCGUGCUGCAUGUUCCAAAUUCUUUUUGCAUUAUUAUUAUUAUUGAUAAUAUUGUUUACAAUGUAAGCCAGCAACAGUCUGAUGCAUAGAUGUGUUCUAUUAAUAGGCAGUCAAUUUAAAUUUUGGUGGCCACUCAAGAGGGAAUCUUUAGUGCCUUUUGACUGCACAGCAUUUUCUUUUUAAUAAAUAAUGUCGAUUCUUUGACAUCGUGUUUUAUCUGAUUUCUCAAUGUUUCUUUUUCACAAGGCAACUGUCACUUUUUGCGUGUUUCAAUUUUUUUUUAAUUCCCAGGCCUCCUCUGCUUCUUUAAUGCUUUCAAUCUGAGUAUGGAAUGUAAAAUAGAUAAUAAUACCAUCUGUGUAUAGCUACAUUUGUAAGCAUGUUCUGUGUAAAAAAACAACAACUUGCUAAUGUAAUAAUGUAUGAACCAUGUGUGUAGUCUUUUUUUUUGCUUUCACCCUUUUCUUUUUUAUUUGUGAGGAUUUGAUGUUAUUUUUGUGUAUAUAAAGUUAAGAAAAUGUACAUACUUGUGAACCAAAAUUGUACAAGAAAAGUCUAUAUUUUUGGCUAAUAAUAAAUGAAUUGCUGCAACUUUAAA